This is a messenger RNA of Artibeus jamaicensis (Jamaican fruit-eating bat), 5633 nucleotides long. RefSeq names its product ceramide transporter 1 (gene CERT1). Bases 371 to 2245 code for a protein of 624 amino acids. The transcript is spliced from 18 exons. The record is from RefSeq and is a predicted model, not a curated record. Lineage: Eukaryota; Metazoa; Chordata; Mammalia; Chiroptera; Phyllostomidae. Gene Ontology annotation, molecular function: phosphatidylinositol-4-phosphate binding. Gene Ontology annotation, cellular component: Golgi apparatus. Gene Ontology annotation, biological process: ER to Golgi ceramide transport.
GGACCUGGGUCUCUGCAGCUGGUUUAUCUCUUCUCUUCUUCCUCCCCCUUCUCUUCUCCUUUUGAGAUUGGCCACGAGAGAACUGAGUUCGGGUGGCGGCGCCGGUCGCAGCGCAGGGGUCACGGCGAAGGUGGCGGCCGACGGCUGGAAGGGCAGGCUUCCUUCGCCGCUUGCCCUCCUUCCCCUGUCCGCUCGGUGUCAGGCGCGGCGGCGCGUGGGGCGGACUUCGUCCCACCUCCAGCACCCCCCAGCACCGGAGCGGGCACUCUUCCCUUCGCCAUCCCCCGACAUUUCACCCCGGGGACUGGGCGCCUCCUCCGGCGCAGCUCUUGGAGCGGGGGUCGGUCUCCUGCGCGUCUGUCGCGCCUCCAUGUCGGAUAACCAGAGCUGGAACUCCUCGGGCUCGGAGGAGGAUCCGGAGACGGAGUCCGGACCGCCUGUGGAGCGCUGUGGGGUCCUCAGCAAGUGGACAAACUACAUUCAUGGGUGGCAGGAUCGUUGGGUAGUUUUGAAAAAUAACACGUUGAGUUACUACAAAUCUGAAGAUGAGACAGAAUAUGGCUGCAGAGGAUCCAUCUGCCUUAGCAAAGCUGUCAUCACACCUCAUGAUUUUGAUGAGUGUCGAUUUGAUAUUAGUGUAAAUGACAGCGUUUGGUAUCUUCGUGCUCAGGAUCCAGAUCACAGACAACAGUGGGUAGAUGCCAUCGAACAGCACAAGACUGAAUCUGGUUAUGGAUCUGAAUCCAGUUUGCGUCGACAUGGCUCAAUGGUGUCACUGGUGUCUGGGGCAAGUGGCUAUUCUGCAACAUCCACCUCUUCAUUCAAGAAAGGCCACAGCUUACGUGAGAAAUUGGCUGAAAUGGAAACCUUCAGAGAUAUCCUCUGUAGACAAGUUGAUACUCUACAGAAGUACUUUGAUGCCUGUGCUGAUGCUGUCUCCAAGGAUGAACUUCAAAGGGAUAAAGUGGUAGAAGAUGAUGAAGAUGACUUUCCUACAACACGUUCUGAUGGAGACUUCUUGCAUAAUACCAACGGCAAUAAAGAAAAGUUGUUUCCACAGGUAACACCAAAAGGAAUUAAUGGCAUAGACUUUAAAGGGGAGGCAAUAACUUUUAAAGCCACUACUGCUGGAAUCCUUGCUACACUUUCUCAUUGUAUUGAACUAAUGGUAAAACGUGAGGACAGCUGGCAAAAGAGACUGGAUAAGGAAAUUGAGAAAAGAAGAAGAAUAGAGGAAGCUUACAAAAAUGCCAUGACAGAACUUAAGAAAAAAUCCCACUUUGGAGGACCAGAUUAUGAGGAAGGUCCAAACAGUCUGAUUAAUGAAGAAGAGUUCUUUGAUGCGGUUGAAGCUGCUCUUGACAGACAAGAUAAAAUAGAAGAACAGUCACAGAGCGAAAAGGUCAGGUUACAUUGGCCUGCAUCCAUGCCCUCUGGAGAUGCCUUUUCUUCUGUGGGGACUCAUAGAUUUGUCCAAAAGCCCUAUAGUCGCUCUUCCUCCAUGUCUUCCAUUGAUCUAGUCAGUGCCUCUGACGAUGUUCACAGAUUCAGCUCCCAGGUUGAAGAAAUGGUACAGAACCACAUGACGUAUUCAUUACAGGAUGUAGGUGGAGAUGCCAAUUGGCAGUUAGUUGUAGAAGAAGGAGAAAUGAAGGUAUAUAGGAGAGAAGUAGAAGAGAAUGGGAUUGUUCUUGAUCCUUUGAAAGCUACACAUGCAGUUAAAGGAGUUACAGGACACGAGGUCUGCAAUUACUUCUGGAAUGUUGAUGUUCGAAAUGAUUGGGAAACAACUAUAGAAAACUUUCAUGUGGUGGAAACAUUAGCUGAUAAUGCAAUCAUCAUUUAUCAAACGCACAAGAGAGUGUGGCCUGCUUCUCAGCGAGAUGUAUUAUACCUCUCUGCCAUUCGGAAGAUACCAGCCUUGACUGAAAAUGACCCUGAGACUUGGAUAGUUUGUAAUUUUUCCGUGGAUCAUGACAGUGCUCCGCUGAACAAUCGAUGUGUCCGUGCCAAAAUAAAUAUUGCUAUGAUUUGUCAAACCUUGGUAAGCCCACCAGAGGGAAACCAGGAGAUUAGCAGGGACAACAUUUUAUGCAAGAUUACAUAUGUAGCUAAUGUGAACCCUGGAGGAUGGGCACCAGCCUCAGUCUUAAGGGCAGUGGCAAAACGAGAGUAUCCAAAGUUUCUAAAACGUUUUACUGCUUAUGUCCAAGAGAAAACGGCAGGAAAAUCUAUUUUGUUCUAGUAUUAACAGUGACUGAAGCAAGGCUGUGUGACAUUCCAUGUUGGAGGAAAAAACUUAAAAAAAUAUCGAAUGCUCUAAGCUGGAACGUAGGAUCUCCAGCCUUGUCUAUGGCCCAGCACCGUGGCCUUGUGUACAAAAAUGAAGAAAUAUUGCAGUAGCAAAGCUGAACAUCUAACACUAGCUGUCUCCUGCUAGCUCUCCAUACUCAGCAUAUAACUAUAAAUACAUGUAAAAUUACAUGUACAUGGCUAUAUUUUUAUUUGCUUGCUCCUAGAAGAGAAAAAAAAUCAACUUUGAAUCACAACUAGAAAUUGAAGCUUUAAGUUUUGGAAACUUUCAGAUUUUUUAAUUUAGUGUGGUCCAGCCUAAGAUCCUCAUUUGUAUCAGGUUUUGUGCACAAAAGAAAAGCACAGAAGUUGAACGCGCACAGGGCCGCACGGGGCGUCUGCCUUCUGUGCACCAGCUGCCCAGGUGGGGUUCUUGUUUCAGGCCUGCAGUUAAACCUGUUUCCAGAAUUUGGGGGUUUCUUUUUUUUUUUUUUUUGCUUUGCUUUGCUUUGCAUAAUCAUAGAAUUCAUUGCUGCUGAUUUCUAUGAUUCAUGUUGUCAUAAAAAGUAUCUCUUAAUGACUGAGGGCUGUCAAUAACCUGUGAUUUUUUUUGUUUGUUUUUUUCCGUAGUCUUACUCCCAUGAAGAACUUUGGUUCUGAUGGAGAAAGAAGGAAAAGCUUUUUCCCCCCUAGCUGUAUUUGUAUUUUCUGCAUUUUUAGUUGUACACUGUUGUGCUACAGCUUUUCUUGUUUGUUUGUUUGUUUGUUUGUUUGUUUGUUUGAAACACAAUUUGGCGAUUCCUAAAUGGGUUCUUUCUUACCUGCAAACAGAAACAUCUGUGCAAACCUUGUGGGUAUAAACUGUUUUCUGGUAAAAAUGAUCAGGGUAAAAUGAGCUUACAUUUUUAUGAAAUUUGUGAGAGAAUAUACAGUUAUUACUUGUGAAGGCAAAUCAGAUGGAUUUUGACCUUUGAUUCAAUAUUUGUAGUAUUCAGUAACAGGUGUUUUUUGGUUUUUCUGAUUUGGGUUAGUUUAAAAGGUAUGUUGCAAGACAUGCCCAGAAAAUGUGAGCAAUGUCCCUGUUUGCCUCUUGAUCAGAAACUGCAGCAGAGCAGUGAGGGGUUCCCUGUGAAAUUCUUUCCUUCGUUGCUAUAAGAACAUAAAUGUAUAAUACUUUUUUUAGUUUUAUUAGUUUUUAGCCUCUGAUAAAAACCUUGAAGCAUGGAGUUGAGGCAAGAAAUUUUACUCAUUGAAGUAGAAAUGACUGCCCACUUCAAAAUCUUCAUUAAUGUUUAUACACAAAUGUGCUUACAUAAGUCAGAGGCAUUUUGUAGAUGCUUAUCUGACUAGUUCAUCUUUGUAGAAACACAAAUCAGAUUCAUUAUGUAAAGCAGAAAGUCAUGUCACGUGGAACAUGUCUUGUAUAUAUUUCAUACAUGGUAAUGGAGUCUUAAUGAUAAAUGCAAGGUGAUAAUUUAAUGAUGGGAUUAGUCUGAUCACUUAAUAUGCACAAUCCUGGAAGUAAAUUACUUGCAUCAGAUGUAGUGCUAUUUAUUAUUCUGUACAGAGAGAAAAAUACAUAUAAAACAUAUGCUUAACAUUAUAUGCACGCAGAUUUCAUGCUCCAUAAAUCUUUUCUAUUUUUAAUUUACUUUCUCUAAAUGAUGUGCAUGGACUAUGCCUUAUUACAGAAAAAUGCUGUUCAUAAUUGGACUAUGUGGAAAAGUGCCUAUGGUGGUAAUGCUAGUCAGGCAAACAAGACAAAUUGUCAUAUCAGUUUACUACAUCACCAUUUAACAUUUUAUAUUGUGAUGUUUAAAAAAGAAAAGUUUAUACCUCAAAUGUGUAUUUUAUUUUACAAUCAGCUGUGGGCUAGGGUGUUGGGAGUAUGGGAGGGUUAGGGAGGGAAGGUAUAUUCACCAUAGACACUGAUGGGAAUCUUCAAAAAAUUCUGUAUGCCCACUAUAGAUAUUUCUCUGUUUGCCAUUUUUUCUGGUAACUGUCAUGACCACAGACAAGUAACUCUUUCAUAACUAAAUUGGAUAGCUUUAUUUCACAAAGGUAUGGAAAGUUUACAAAGCAGUAUCUAAAUCUAAUUAUUGUUUGUUGCAUUUGCACUAAAUGUUAAUGAUAUACUUUUGCAGUUUAUUCUGUAAAUAAAAUGAUUACACUAAAAUAUUUGUAUUAAAAAAGAAAAAAGAUACAUUUUACCUUUAGGUAAUUGCACCGGUACUUCACUAGAGUUAAUCUUGUCCAACCAGAUAUAGAAAUUAGUAGGAGAAUGUGAAAAGAAUUAAAAAAGGGUCAAAUUUUAGAGAGGUGCUAGCCCUGUAGACAGUAUUCAAACCCUCUAGAAUUAUUUCCAUAUGGUGAAUUCCUGCAUACUCUGAAUAUACAUAACAUUUUCUCAUCCCCGGUUAUUUCCUACUUCUCUUCCCCAAGCCAAAAAAAAAGAGGAUCUUUUUACUCUCUUUUCUACUCAGUUACCCUUUUAUAAUGCAAUAGAAACUUUAAAAAUUUUGGUGAUGAGGGGGCUUUGUUCCCUGAGCGAGAACACAAUGUUUUAAUUAGAAUGCAGGACUCCCAGAUUUGAGGGCAGGGUCAUCCUAGCAGCUCUGGGUUUGGGAUCGCCAGACAAAGGGGCAGCCAGAGCAAGGAGGGGGAUGACUGGGAGAGGUGUAAGAGUACAAAGUAAGGAAAAUGAGGAAAGGGUUUCCCAUUUGUUUGGCUUCAUGAGCUAAUCUGUACACCUAUACAACGUCAGUGUCAAUUUGCUAUGGAGAAUUUUUAGUUGGGGUGAGCUGGUUCUCUUGUGAAAUUGUGCUGGUUAUCUUUAAGCUUACCAGUUGUUUGUCCAGUUAAACACUUUUACCAGUAUUUAGUCCAAGUUGUACAGAUGAUGUCUUUGGAUUAUUGUCAUUGUUCAUCCACAAACUCAAAACAUAAUCAUUUUUAAGUACCUUGGGAGUGUAUAGGAUGUAACUAUUCUAUAAUAGCUUUAUGAUCCUGAUGAUGUUUUUUAAAAAUAAUAAAAGUUGGAUCUUCCAUGUUACAAUCACAAAAUUAAGACCAGUAUUUAAAAGCAGAAAAGUAUUAAAAUAUUAUGGACAAAUGUGCUUGUUUGGUUGUUUUUCUUAACCUCCAGAUACUGCCCUACAUAAUUGUCUUGAGUAGUCAAGAGCUUGAAGUACUCCAAUUCAGUGGUCUUCAGACUGCAAGUUGUAACCCAGUUAGGGAUCAAGAAACUGUUAGUGAAUUAUGACCUGAUUCUUUUUUAAAGCAAAAUAGCACAAUGGAAUAAUCAAGUUCAUAAAAUGUAAUAAAGGUAAAUAGUUUGUGAA